CAAAUUUCAGCCGUCAAUUCUGUCAAAUUCUUGCUUUCCGGCGUCGCCUCGAAUGAACGAUGACACGUGUCAAGGGAUUCCAUUCACACCGUUGGAUUACCUUCAACUUGAUCGCAGUCGUCCACGUGGCUUUCAUCAGAGAAGCGAAUGCGCAAUCACACUCGCCACCGAGUCUGGAAUCGGGUCAAGCUACGUCGAAAACUACCGUCUUCACCAUUCUGGUCACCGUCUUCUUCUUCUUCGGAUUACUAUCGGUCUACAUCCGCCACUGCACGCGCGCUAAUCCCGGAUCCUCCCCUAGUUACUCCCGUCGCCGCGCUUACGACGGCUGUUCACGGCGAGGCGGACUUGACGACGCCGUCGUAGAGAGCUUUCCUGUCUUCGCUUACUCCUCCGUUAAGGAAUCGAAGAUCGGUUCCGGUGAUCUGGAAUGUGCGAUUUGCCUCAACGAAUUAGAGGAUCGCGAGACGGUGCGAUUGCUUCCGAUUUGUAAUCAUCUUUUCCACAUCGAUUGCAUCGACGCUUGGCUUUAUUCCCACGCUACUUGCCCUGUAUGCAGAGCCAAUCUCACGGCCAAAGAGGAAGACGAUCCUCCGCGAGCCGAGGACGCGGCGGUGAGAGAUCACGUCACGAUUGACAUCGACGGCUGUCUUACUGGAGAUUUAGAGACAGUUGAGGCAGCGAAAAGCCACCACCGACGGCCGAGUUCUGAAAUCUCCGGUAAGUUUCCGCGGUCGAAUUCGACGGGUCAUUCGAUGGGUCGACUCAGUGGCGACACUGAGAGGUAUACUCUGAGGUUGCCUGACGACUUGAAGAUGCGAAUAAUGGCGGAGAAAGGACGUAGACUGAAACGAACGAGAAGCUUCGAUGCUGAUUUGACGGCGGAUGGCAGAGAGAGACAUUGCCGGAGCGGCGAGGAGAGCAGUUACACAGUCGGGUCGGGUGGAAAAUCGGAUCUGAUCAAUUGGGCGGAUCCAUGGGGUUUGUUUAGUUCAAAGUCAAACUCGGGAUCCGUUACAUCACAGAAAUCUAACGACGAACCGUUGAAAUAAACGACGUUAUAGCUUACCGCGUUAGCCGCGCUCUCAGUGGUGAAUAUUUUUUUUUGGAGUACAUACGACUAUACGAGUGGUGAUUAAAUAUUAAAUAUAUUUGAUGGAUAUUCAUUAUUCACUUUGGUCUUUCCUCAUUAAUUUGUAUACAAAAAAGGUUAAAAGA
Molecule: messenger RNA, 1218 nt
Organism: Eutrema salsugineum
Lineage: Eukaryota; Viridiplantae; Streptophyta; Magnoliopsida; Brassicales; Brassicaceae
Product: RING-H2 finger protein ATL32
Exons: 1
Coding region: 60-1052 (330 amino acids)
Source: RefSeq, a predicted model, not a curated record